CACACAUACACACACCGGGAAACCUCCGUACCGAACUAACACGCACACCCUCACACGGGAGUGGAUAUGUUGGCAAGUUUUGGAAUUUAACCAUGGCAUGGAUAUCUAAACCAAAGAUCACUUGAACUGGUCUCCUGACACUCAGUGGCACUGUGGAUGAUGCGCUGGAUGAUCACUCAUAUUGGAGAGGAGAGCACUGACGAUCAAUAGGAACUAUUUCUCUCUCCCUUUCUCCCUACCCCUGUUCAAAAAGCAUCCAGACUCGUUCAAUUGCACAGGCAGCGGUGACUGUGGUUUUAGGACGGAGUGGGACAGGCGGCCAGCCUUGCCUCGUUUUUGAAGUUUACAGACAUGUGGCCUCCCCAGGGGCCAGUGGGUGUGCUUAACCCAGGGAGGAUGCUUCUUCUUGGGCUUCUAGUUGUCAGUGUGCCCCAGGGCCAGUCCCGGAUGGCCCCGGAGCCUUUCAAGACCUUCUCGCCGUCCGAGUGGGGGCUGACACACCUGGCCAUCCACAACAAGACGGGCGAGGUCUACGUAGGUGCGGUCAACUGGAUCUUCAAGCUGUCGAGCAACCUGACCAAGCUGCGCAGUCACAUGACCGGUCCCGUGGUGGACAACGAGAAGUGCUACCCCCCACCCAGCGUCCAGUCCUGCCCCCACGAACUGGCCCAGACCAGCAACGUCAACAAGCUGCUGCUGGUGGACUACUCCCAGAACCGGCUCAUCGCCUGCGGCAGCACCUCUCAGGGCAUCUGCCAGUUCCUGCGGCUGGACGACCUCUUCAAGCUUGGCGAGCCGCACCACCGCAAGGAGCACUACCUCUCCAGCGUCUCCGAGUCCGGCACCAUGUCCGGGGUCAUCAUCUCGGACGACUCGGGCAGCAAGCUCUUCAUCGGCACGCCCAUCGACGGCAAGUCCGAGUACUUUCCUACGCUGUCCAGUCGCAAGCUGAUGGCCAACGAGGAGAACGCCGACAUGUUCAGCUUCGUCUACCAGGACGAGUUUGUCUCCUCGCAGCUCAAGAUCCCCUCGGACACGCUCUCCAAGUUCCCCGCCUUCGACAUCUACUACGUCUACGGCUUCAGCAGCGAGCAGUUCGUCUACUACCUGACGCUGCAGCUGGACACGCAGCUGACCUCGCCGGACGCCAGCGGUGAGCAGUUCUUCACCUCCAAGAUCGUGCGCCUCUGCGUGGACGACCCCAAGUUCUAUUCGUACGUCGAGUUCCCCAUUGGCUGCACCAAGGACGGCGUGGAGUACCGCCUCAUCCAGGACGCCUACCUCAGCAAGCCCGGCCGACAGCUGGCCAACUCGCUCGGCGUGUCCGAGCAGGAGGACGUCCUGUUCACCAUCUUCUCGCAAGGCCAGAAGAACCGCGCCAAGCCGCCCAAAGAGUCCGUACUGUGUCUGUUCACACUGCGCCGCAUCAAGGAGAAGAUCAAGGAGAGGAUCCAGUCGUGCUACCGUGGAGAGGGCAAGCUCUCACUGCCCUGGCUACUCAACAAGGAGCUGGCCUGCAUCAACUCGCCGCUGCAGAUUGAUGACAACUUCUGCGGCCAGGACUUCAACCAGCCCCUGGGCGGCACGAGCACCAUCGAGGGCAUCCCGCUCUUCCUGGACAAGGACGAUGGCAUGACCUCGGUGGCCGCCUACGAUUACCACGGCAACACUGUGGCCUUUGCCGGCACACGCAAUGGCAGACUGAAGAAGAUCCUGGUGAACUCUGUGAGUCCGUCGCGUCCUGCUAUGCUGUAUGAGAACGUGGCUGUGAGCGCCGGCAGCCCCAUCCUCAGAGACCUGCUCUUCAGCCCGGACCUGCAGCACCUCUACACUCUCACAGAGAAGCAGGUGACGCGGGUUCCUGUUGAGAGCUGUGAGCAGUACACCACCUGUGAUGAGUGUCUGGGCUCCAAAGACCCACACUGUGGUUGGUGUGUCCUUCAUAACAUUUGUUCUCGUAAGGACCGGUGUGAGAGGGCCAGUGAGCCGCAGCGCUUUGCCUCAGACCUGAAGCAGUGUGUGGAGCUCACGGUGCAGCCCAGGAACAUCUCUGUCACCAUGUCUGAAGUACAGCUGGUUCUGCAGGCGCGGAAUGUGCCGGACCUGUCAGCGGGGGUGAACUGCUCCUUUGGCGACUUCACCGAAAGUGAAGCGCGCAUCUACAACGGGCGCAUUUAUUGCCUGUCGCCCUCGAUCCGAGAGCUGGCCGCCAUCGCUCCUCAUCAGGGGGACAAACGAAUGGUUAAGCUAUACCUGAAGUCUAAUGAGACGAAGAAGAAAUUCGCCAGCGUGGAUUUUGUCUUCUACAACUGCAGCGUCCACCAAUCCUGCCUGUCCUGUGUCAACGGAUCCUUCCCGUGCCACUGGUGCAAGUACCGGCACAUGUGCACCCAGAACGCCAACGACUGCUCCUUCCAGGAGGGCCGUGUCAACAUGUCCGAAGACUGUCCUCAGAUCCUGCCGUCCAGUCAGAUCUACAUCCCGGUGGGCGUGACCAAGCCCAUCACGCUGGCGGCCCGUAACCUGCCUCAGCCGCAGUCUGGCCAGAGGAACUACGAGUGCAUCUUCCACAUCCAGGGCGAGACCCACAGCGUCACCGCGCUGCGUUUCAACAGCUCCAGCAUCCAGUGCCAGAAGACCACCUAUAAUUACGAGGGGAAUGACAUCAGUGACCUGCCAGUGGAUCUGUCUGUGGUGUGGAACGGCAACUUUGUCAUCGACAACCCCUUCAACAUCAAAGCUCACCUGUAUAAGUGUCCGGCGCUGAGGGACAGCUGUGGCAUGUGUCUGAAGGCUGACCCGCACUUUGAGUGCGGCUGGUGCGUGCAGGAGCGCAAGUGCUCUCUGCGGCAGGAGUGCAGCGCACCCGAGCACACCUGGAUGCACGCCACCACCGGCAACAGCCGCUGCAUGCACCCGCGCAUCACCAAGUUGUUUCCAGAGACGGGUCCGAGGCAGGGUGGCACCAGGCUGACUAUCAUCGGGGAGAACCUGGGUCUGCAGUUCAGCGACAUCGCCAACAAGGUUCGCAUCGGCAAAGUCAUCUGCACACCCAUUGAAGAGGAAUACAUCAGUGCUGAACAGAUUGUGUGCCGCCUGGCGGACGCCACUGGGCACCCUGAGCAGAAGGCCAGUGUGGAGGUGUGUGUGCGGGACUGCCAGCCUGAGUACCGGGCCAUCUCACCCAAGCCCUUCACCUUCGUGUCGCCGUACUUCACACGGGUGACGCCGUCCUUCGGACCCCUGUCGGGAGGAACGCGCAUCACCAUCCACGGGAUCCACCUCAACGCUGGCAGUGCCGUCGCUGUCAAGAUUGGCCUGAACCCCUGCACCUUUGAGAGACGCACCUCCAGGGAGAUAGUGUGUGUGACCCCAGCUGGACUGAACUCUGGUGGAACGCCCGUGAUGGUGGACAUCAACUCGGCCGAGCUCAGGAACCCCGAGGUGAAGUUCAACUACACCGAGGACCCAACCAUAUCGAAGAUCGAGCCCGACUGGACCAUCGCCAGUGGUGGAACUCCGUUGACCAUAACUGGCACCAAUUUGGCCACCAUCAGAGAGCCCAAGAUGAGGGCCAAGUACGGCGCUGCCAAAUCCCUCAAUAACUGCACUGUUUAUAAUAACACGGUGAUGGUGUGCCUGGCUCCAUCGGUCAACGCGUCCGAGCGCAGCUUCUCCGAGGUUGGCAGCUCGCCGGACGAGAUUGGCUUCGUCAUGGACUAUGUCCAGAUGCUGCUGGUGGUCAACGAGACGUUCUACUUCUACCCAGACCCCGUGAUUGAGCCCUUCCCUGGGGAUGGCAUGCAGGAACUCAAGCCCAGCUCACCACUCAUACUUAAGGGGAGGAACCUGAUCCCACGGCCCGGGAACUUCAGCCCAACUACUGCGGUCCUUGAUCGGCUUACACCAUGUGUGCUCACCGUCCAGGACGCACAGCUCAUGUGCGGUUUGAUUACCCGGCGAGCCAUAAAGUCCGUGCGUGUCGGCGGCUUCAGCUACUCUCCAGGUACGCUGCAGAUCUACUCGGACAGCCUGCUCACGCUACCGGCCAUCAUCGGCAUUGGGGGCGGCGGAGGACUCCUGCUGCUGGUCAUCAUCGCCGUGCUCAUCGCCUACAAGCGCAAGUCCCGUGACGCCGACCGCACCCUCAAACGCUUGCAGCUGCAGAUGGACAAUCUGGAGUCCCGCGUUGCACUGGAGUGCAAAGAGGCAUUUGCGGAGCUGCAGACGGACAUUCACGAGCUGACCCAGGAGCUGGACGGUGCGGGCAUCCCCUUCCUGGACUACCGCACCUACGCCAUGAGAGUGCUCUUCCCCGGCAUCGAGGACCACCCUGUGCUGAAGGAGAUGGAGGUCCCAGCCAAUGUGGAGAAGGCCCUGGCCCUGUUUGGGCAGCUGCUCAACAAGAAGCACUUCCUGCUGACGUUCAUCCGCACGCUGGAGGCUCAGCGCUCCUUCUCCAUGCGCGACCGUGGCAACGUGGCCUCUCUCAUCAUGACCGCACUGCAGGGCGAGAUGGAGUACGCCACCGGCGUCCUCAAGCAGCUGCUCGCCGACCUCAUCGACAAGAACCUCGAGAGCAAGAACCACCCUAAACUGCUGCUGCGCAGGACGGAGUCUGUGGCUGAGAAAAUGCUGACCAACUGGUUCACGUUCCUCCUCUACAAGUUCCUGAAGGAGUGUGCCGGCGAGCCUCUUUUUAUGCUCUACUGUGCCAUGAAGCAGCAGAUGGAGAAGGGUCCUAUCGACGCCAUCACCGGCGAGGCCCGCUACUCCCUCAGCGAGGACAAGCUCAUCCGCCAGCAGAUCGACUACAAGACCCUCACUCUGCACUGUGUGAACCCGGAGAACGAGAACGCGCCCGAGGUCAUGGUCAAGGUGCUCAACUGCGACACCAUCAUGCAGGUGAAGGAGAAGCUGCUGGACGCAGUCUACAAGGGCACGCCGUACUCUCAGAGGCCCAAGGCCGGGGACAUGGACCUGGAAUGGCGUCAGGGGAGAAUGGCCCGCAUCAUCCUACAGGACGAGGAUGUCACCACCAAGAUCGACAACGACUGGAAACGCCUCAACACUUUAGCCCACUAUCAGGUGACGGACGGGUCAGCCAUAGCUCUGGUCCCCAAGCAGAACUCUGCCUACAACAUCUCCAACUCCUCAACGUUCACCAAGUCUCUCAGUAGAUACGAGAGCAUGCUGCGCACUGCCAGCAGCCCAGACAGUCUGCGCUCUAGGACGCCCAUGAUCACGCCAGACCUGGAGAGCGGCACCAAGCUGUGGCACCUGGUCAAGAACCACGACCACUCGGACCAGCGGGAGGGAGACCGCGGCAGCAAGAUGGUGUCCGAGAUCUACCUGACACGCCUGCUCGCUACCAAGGGUACGUUACAGAAGUUUGUGGAUGACCUGUUUGAGACCAUCUUCAGCACGGCCCACCGCGGCAGUGCCCUGCCCCUGGCCAUCAAGUACAUGUUCGACUUCCUGGACGAGCAGGCGGACAAACACCUGAUCUCCGACUCCGAUGUUCGGCACACCUGGAAGAGCAACUGCCUGCCGUUGCGUUUCUGGGUGAACGUCAUCAAGAACCCCCAAUUUGUCUUCGACAUCCACAAGAACAGCAUCACAGACGCGUGUCUGUCGGUGGUGGCCCAGACCUUCAUGGACUCCUGCUCCACCUCCGAGCACAAGCUGGGCAAAGACUCACCCUCCAACAAGCUGCUCUACGCUAAAGACAUUCCAAACUACAAGAACUGGGUGGAGAGGUACUACUCGGACAUCGCCAGGAUGCCGGCCAUCAGUGACCAGGACAUGAGUGCGUACCUGGCGGAGCAGUCCCGCCUCCACCUCAGCCAGUUCAACAGCCUGAGCGCACUCCAUGAGAUCUACUCCUACAUCGUCAAGUACAAGGACGAGAUCCUGUCGGCCCUGGAGAAGGACGAGCAGGCUCGCCGGCAGCGGUUGCGCUGUAAGCUGGAGCAGGUCAUCGACACCAUGGCCCUGGCCAGCUGAGAGCAGGCUGGACUCACCAACCAAGCCGGCUCCACCCGACCUGACCCG
Messenger RNA from Alosa alosa (allis shad), 6054 nucleotides. RefSeq names its product plexin A1b (gene plxna1b). Gene Ontology annotation, cellular component: semaphorin receptor complex. Lineage: Eukaryota; Metazoa; Chordata; Actinopteri; Clupeiformes; Clupeidae. The record is from RefSeq and is a predicted model, not a curated record. Gene Ontology annotation, biological process: negative regulation of cell adhesion; regulation of cell shape; regulation of GTPase activity. Gene Ontology annotation, molecular function: semaphorin receptor activity; protein binding.